Molecule: messenger RNA, 486 nt
Organism: Ostertagia ostertagi
Lineage: Eukaryota; Metazoa; Nematoda; Chromadorea; Rhabditida; Trichostrongylidae
Source: the annotation of a GenBank genome assembly
AUGACAGAACGAUUCCGAAAGAUCCAUAUGAUCGACGACCAUGUGAUGCUUGCUUUUGCUGGUCUUUCGGCCGACGCGCGUGUGCUCGUCGAUCGCGCUCGCAUCGAAUGUCAAUCGUACAAGUUAACCCUUGAAGAUCCUGUGACAGUGGCAUAUAUUUCGAGGUAUAUCGCAAAUACCAAGCAGCGUUUCACACAAUCUCCUGGUCGUCGGCCGUUCGGAAUUUCGAUGUUAAUUGGUGGAUUUGAUUUCGAUGGUCAUCCACGGCUCUUUAAAACGGAACCUUCUGGUGCCUACUAUGAGUAUCUGGCUAAUUCUACUGGUCGUGGUGAGAAACCCGUUCGUGAGUACUUGGAAGAACAUUACGGAGAUGACACUAUAAAGGACGAGGCAUCCACUCUCAAACUUGUAGUUAAGGCCCUUUCUCAGGUAGUUCAAUCGGGUGCUCAAAAUAUUGAGAUUGCAGUCAUGAAGAAAACCAAUGUU